Messenger RNA from Orbicella faveolata, 1118 nucleotides. RefSeq names its product tRNA methyltransferase 10 homolog A-like. Gene Ontology annotation, cellular component: nucleus; nucleoplasm. Gene Ontology annotation, biological process: tRNA N1-guanine methylation. Gene Ontology annotation, molecular function: tRNA binding; methyltransferase activity. The record is from RefSeq and is a predicted model, not a curated record. NCBI's taxonomy places the organism in Eukaryota, Metazoa, Cnidaria, Anthozoa, Scleractinia, Merulinidae.
CGGAUCCUUGAAGGAAGUCUGUCGCUCGUGUUUGAGUCGCCUGAAAGGACUUGAAAACAUUUUUUGUUGCUAAUUGCGAAGUUCUUUCCUCGCAAAACUCGCAUAAGAAACAUGGAAGAUAACACAGUUAAAGAAAAAGAGACGGAACAACAAACUGAAACAAUGUCGAAGCGACAGAGGAAAAGACUUCUGAAGCAUCAAUUGUUCGUGGAACGUAGAAAAGUUAAAAGGAAAGAAAAGAAAGAGAGAAAGAAGGCCCAAAAAAGGAAAUUACAGGAAGAAGGAGAGAGAGAAGAAGGGCAAGCAAGUGCAAGUGUCGAUGCCUCUCCUAAAAAGUCGACAUUUACAACGAAACUUAAAUCAAUGAGUUCGGACGACGCUUCUUCUCUUCGUAUCGCAAUAGAUCUGAGCUUUGAUGAUUUAAUGAACGAUCGUGAUAUUCAUAAACUAUUGAAACAAGUUCAACGAACGUAUUCCAUCAACAGAAGAGCGAAGCAUCCAGUUCAGUUUUACCUCACAAGUUUCGGGGGCAGAUCGAAGACAAUACUGGAAGAGAUCAAGUGUAACUAUGGAAACUGGGAUGUUCACAUUAAGACGGAAUCUUAUAGUGAUAUCUUCUCGCAAGAAGACGUAGUUUAUUUGACCUCGGAUUCUCCCAAUGUUUUAAGCGAAGUCGACGAGUCCAAGGCGUAUAUUAUCGGCGGACUUGUUGAUCAUAAUCAUCACAAAGGCCUGUGCUACGAGCUCGCUAUCCAGCGGGGAAUCGCUCAUGCACAACUGCCAAUCACCGAGUUUGUCAAAUUGAAAUCCAGGAAAGUGAUCACUGUUAAUCAGGUGUUUGAGAUUUUGUUGGUUUUCACAGAGACAAAGGACUGGAGAGAGGCGUUUUUCAAAGUUAUUCCUGCUAGGAAAAGGGAAGAAGAUUCCGAAACCCAAGAAGUUGGUGAAGAAGAGGAUUCUGUCGAGAAUGGCGGCGCUUCUGAAGGCGAGAGUGAAGAAUCAGACAAAGGAAAUGCUGAUCAAGUUAAGCCCGAGUGAAAGGCUAAACAAAACUGUUGCUACCGCGAACUUGAGAAAUGAUUGUGAAUCUAAAUUUGAAUAAAGAACAUAUUAUCUAG